CGCCGGGGCCGCGUGUGCCGGCGUGGACGCCAGCGCCCUCGCACGACGCCGGCCCGGCACGAGCCGAGUGGGAAGGGGCCCCGGGCCCCGAGGCCAGCCUGCCCGGGCCGUCCUUGCUGGCUCCCGCCCUCGCGGCCUGGUUGGAGCCUGGGGAGGGAGCUGGGCCUGGCCUGGACCCCUCCCCGAGGGGGCCACCGCCCCGGGCUCCUUGGACCGGGGGUGGCCGGGAGGCCGACGCGCAGUCUGGUGUCCUGCGUGAAGUACCGGGAAAGCGAAAGGCCCCGGUUCCCUCGCGUCCACGUCCCGGAACUGGGGCGAGUGGAUGGGACACUGGGCCCCGGCAGCCCCCGGCUCCUUGCAUGCAUGGAGCCCUUUUGGCCCUGCGGAGCACACCCCGAAGACUACAGGUCGGCUUCAGUCGGCGCGUCCCAGCGGGCCGGAUCCCACCCCUAGCCCCAGGCUUGCGCCGGCUUCUGCGGGGAACCGCGCUCCUGCCGGUUCCUAGCGUCUGCUCACGGCGCCUUGUGCUCCUUCCAGUCCCGGACAGAACCCACCUCCUAUCCACCCAGUUAGGGGCCCUGGAGGAUUUGUCCGCCUUGUGUCCGGGGUCAGAGGUCAGCAGCAAAGAAGCUGAUUCCUGCUGAGUCAUCGGUGGGGUGGGACGGGUGUCCCUCCCUCUCUCCCUUCAGGCAGCGUUCAGUAGACAGAUGUGUGAGGGGCAAGCCGUUGGGGUCCUGUCAGGGGCUAGGGGCUGGAGAGGGGCUGCUGGCCAGUCCACAGUUCAAGGGUGUGCCCGGUCAAAGGAAGAAAGGCAGUGGGCUUAGGGCUGUUGUUGUGUGAGGCCAUGCAGGGCCCCCUGGCGUGGGCACGCAGGAGGGCACCCCCGUUCCUGGGCGCCUUGGCACUGCCCUCCUCCCCAUGACUGCCAGGCUGGAUGGUUUCCGUAGACUCCCCUUCCCAGUGGGGUGUGGAGCACAGGAUCCCUUCUGUGUUCCCCCAGCUUGGGAAGGGCUCUCUCUCAUAUGUAGGGAGCAUGAUCAUGCCUCCAGGCCCUGCCUGGUCCAACACAGAACCCAUACCUCGGAAUUCCACAGUCUUCCCGUCCCCACCCUCUGUCGGGUCCUGGGGGAGGCCCCGCUACGGGCACACUUGCACCUGGUACCCUGGUGCAGUCCGCCCCUGAGACCAGUACGGGCUUCUCUCGCGGGGCUGCACAGAGUGAUGAGGGAUGGCAGAUCUGGGUUCCUGCAGACCCUCUCCCUGGUAGCAUGUCCCACCCCCGCUGCACAUCCAGUUGGCUGUCAGUCCCCAGGGAGAGUGGACAGGGAAAGUGCCUUAGGUCAUCGUGCAUAACAGUCUUGACCCCUACUCCGUCCAGUUCCCAGCUGCCUCCGAGCACCCAGUGACCCCGCCCAGUGAGCAGCACCCAGCCACUCCUGUGGACCCGGCCGCACUGCACUCUGGCCGGACCAGCAUCCAGGAGCGUGGGAGCUAGGCGGGAUCUGAAUCCCGCUCAGUCCCGGCCCAAAGCAGUGGCUGGGGUUGGGGGGCCGGGCCUGGGGCUCUCCUCCCAGGGUAGGAGGAGGACUGUUCCCCGGGUGGUUCAGGGAUUGGAGGUUGAUGACCCCUGGGGGUUCAGAAAAGCCCAGCCCCACCCUUGGCCUUCCAGAGCUCAUGGCCACUUCUAGGCCCCCUCGCAGGCCCCCUCAGGAGGCAUGGGGACUGGAGUAGACCAGGCAGCGUUUGAUGUCCUCAAUGAACUGGGGACAAGGGGAGAGGCACGUGUGGAGCCCGGGGUGAGCCUGAUGGCCACAGCAGAGGGUUCAGGCUUCAUCCAGAGUCCGGGGGGUGGGGCGGGCAGCAGGGCCUGACCAGAGAUGGAAGACCACCCCCCGGCAUGCAGCGCUGGGCUGAGCCAUGCUGGACUCCAAGCUUGUGCAGUGAGAGGAGGCUGCGGCCGGAUCUGCCAGGGGCGUGGUUCUGGGAGUUUUAUCUAAGGUGGCACGGUGGCUGGAAACGGGGAGGGAUGGGCCAAAGAGAAGGGAGUGGUCCUGGUGGACAGGGACAAAGGGCAGGGGUCAGUUUGGAGGACUGUGAUGUGUGUGAAUAGGUUGUGGGGCUCGGAGUGUGUGACCCCGCGGGACAGGUGCGGGUGUCAGAGGACCGCAGGCUGAGUGCCGGGUCCGGGGACAGAAGUGGUGACAGGUUUUGUAAGCUGAGCUCAGGUUGGGCCAGGCACGGUGGCAGGUCAACCCUGACCGCUGCAUUUUACAGUGGGGGUAAUGAGCUGGCGGGGCCGAGGCCCCACUCCCGCCCCUGUACUGUGGACACAGACACAUGGGCGGGGCCACCUGGCGCGCCAGCGCGCACUGUAGUUCAGGGCCUUUGAAAAUGCGUUCAUGUCCAGAUGAGAAGAAAAAAGCAAAUACAAUAAAGAACUUGGCUUGGGUUAUAUUUUCUUUGUACCAACUACCAGAAUGUAUCGGGUUGUUCUUUUUCGUAAUGGAGGUACAGAGAAGUACCUGGGACACGGCCGUCUGGAACCCCAAGUGGGGGCUUUGUGCAGCCAGAACCCCUGCCUGGAAACCAGGGUGCGGGCAUUCCUGAGGUUCCAGUGAGAGGAGGGGCCCCCCGUACAGAGUAACAUGAGACAGGGCCAGGGCACCUGUACCUGGGUCCCCCGCUGGCCUCCCCCCCAGCCAGGGGACAUCCUGGGGCAGGGGUGCCCAGGCCUCCACGUGUGGCCUGCAUUCCACAGCCCACUCAGGGACAUACAGCCCUCGCUACAAUGUGUGUCCACGCACGGCAGGGUCAGGGGAGCCGCGCCAGUUCUGCUGCCCCAGGAAUGUGUCCCCUUGCCCCUCCCCAGGCCCUUGGCCCCGACAUGGCCCGUCGCUCCCAGAGCUCCUCCCAGGGGGACAACCCGCUGGCUCCCGGGUACCUGCCACCGCACUACAAAGAGUACUACCGCCUGGCGCUGGAUGCCCUGGCCGAGGGGGGUCCGGAGGCCUACAGCCGCUUCCUGGCGUCCGAAGGGGCACCUGCCUUCCUGUGCCCGGAGGAGCUGGAGCACGUGAGCCGCCACCUGCGGCCCCCUCAGCAUGUUGCCCGCGAGCCCCCUGAAGGCAGCCCCCCCAACGUGGACAUGGAUGGCUCCUCGGGCACCUACUGGCCCAUGAACUCAGACCAGGCAGUGCCUGAGCUGGACCUAGGCUGGCCCCUGACCUUCGGCUUCCAGGGCACUGAGGUCACCACACUGGUGCAGCCACCCCCGCCGGACAGCCCCAGCAUCAAGGACGAGGCACGAAGGAUGAUUCGCUCUGCCCAGCAGGUGGUGGCCGUGGUGAUGGACAUGUUCACAGACGUGGACCUGCUCGGUGAAGUGCUGGAGGCGGCGGCACGCCGCGUGCCCGUCUACAUCCUCCUGGAUGAGAUGAACGCGCAGCACUUCCUAGACAUGGCCGACAAGUGCCGCGUCAACCUGCACCACGUGGACUUCCUGCGCGUGCGCACUGUGGCCGGCCCCACCUACUACUGCCGCACUGGGAAAUCCUUCAAGGGCCACGUGAAGGAGAAGUUCCUGCUGGUGGACUGUGCCGUGGUGAUGAGUGGGAGCUACAGCUUCAUGUGGUCCUUCGAGAAGAUCCACCGAAGCCUGGCGCACGUGUUCCAGGGCGAGCUGGUGUCCAGCUUCGAUGAGGAGUUCCGCAUCCUGUUCGCACAGUCCGAGCCUCUGGUGCCCUCGGCCGGGGCGCUGGCCCGCAUGGACGCUUACGCGCUGGCUCCGUACGCGGGAGCCGGGCCCCUUAUGGGCGGCCAGGUGACCGGGGCGCCGACCCCCUUCUCCUUCCCCAGACGAGCACACCUCCUGUUCCCACCGCCUCGGGAAGAGGGCCUGGGUUUCCCGUCCUUCCUCGACCCCGACCGCCACUUCUUGUCGGCCUUCCGUCGGGAGGAGCCAGCGCGGAUGCCGGGCGGAGCCCUGGAGCCACACGCCGGGCUGCGGCCGCUGUCGCGGCGGCUGGACGCGGAGACGGGACUCGGGGGCGAGCUCGCGGGCCCGCGGGGCUUCUUCCAGGCCCGGCACCUGGAGAUGGACUCCUUCAAGCGGCACAGCUACGCCGCCGCCGACGGCGCGGGCGCGGUGGAGAACUUCGCGGCCGCGCGGCAGGUGUCACGGCAGACGUUCCUCAGCCACGGGGACGACUUCCGCUUCCAGACCAGUCACUUCCACCGUGACCAGCUCUACCAGCAGCAUUACCAGUGGGACCCGCAGCUGGCGCCGGCGCGCCCGCAGGGCCUGUUCGAGAAGCUGCGCGCCGGCCGCCCGGGCUUCACCGAGCACGAAGACUUCGCGCUAGGGCCCGGGCCACGCUUCCCCGAGCUCGGCCCCGACGGACACCAGCGGCUGGACUACGUGCCGUCCAGCGCCUCACGCGAGGUGCGCCACGGCUCAGACCCCGCCUCGGGGCCCGGGCCCCGUGGCCUGGAACCCAGCGGGGCUCCACGCCCCAACCUGGGCCAGCGAUUCCCGUGCCAGGCGGUGGCGAGGUUGGGCCCGGAUGCCGCCCCCGACGCAGAGCCCGAGCGCAGGGGCGGGCCCGAGGGGCGGGCGGGGCUGCGGCACUGGCGCCUGGCGUCCUACCUGAGCGGUUGCCAUGGCGAGGACGCCAGCGAAGAGGGCCUGCCGGCGCCCAUGGAGGCUGAGGCCUAUGAAGACGAGGUUCUGGUGUCCGGGGGCCGAGUGGCCCCCGGGGACCUGCUCCCUUCAGCCUCCCGUGCACCCUUCCCGGCCAAGGGCCUGGUGCCUUGCUCUGGCGGCGGCGGCGGCGGUGACAGCCCAGAGCGCGAGGGCCUGGAGGAGGCAGGUCUGGCCAAGCAGGACUCUUUCCGCUCCCGCUUGAACCCGCUGAUCCAGCGAAGCUCGCGCCUGCGCUCCUCCCUGAUCUUCAGCGCUUCGCAGGCCGAGGUCGCCUGUGGGGCCACGGGGGCCACGGCAGCCACCACUGAGAAGGCGCAACUGCUGCACAAGGAGCAGGCGGUCAGCGAGAUGCUGGGCCCUGGUGGCGAUGCCGUGCGCUCCGCCACUUCCACCAAGGUGGCCGAGCUCCUGGAGAAAUACAAGGGCCCGGCGCGUGAUGCCGGAGGGGCAGGGGCCCCAGUCACAGUCGCCAGCCACAGCAAGGCUGUUGUGUCCCAGGCAUGGCGGGAGGAGGCGGUGGCGUCCAGUGGGGCGGGAGGCGAGCGCCGCAGCCUCGAGAGCUGCCUGCUGGACCUGCGCGACUCCUUCGCACAGCGGCUGCACCAGGAGGCGGAGAGGCAGCCGGGAGCUGCCACGCUUACUGCUGCCCAGCUGCUAGACACACUGGGCCGGAGCGGCGCCGACCGGCUGCCCUCUCGCUUUCUCUCUGCACAGGGCCGCUCUGCCUCCCCACAAGGGCGGGUCAGCCCCCCGCUGGAGGGGUAUGGGCCCCGCCAGGCACCUCACCCUGAGCCAAGAGGGAGCCCCACCUCUGCUUACCCUGAGCCAAAAGGAAGCCCCACCUCGGCCUAUCCCGAGCGCAGGGGUAGCCCGGUCCCCCCUGUACCGGAGCGCAGGGGCAGCCCCGUCCCCGCUGUGCCCGAGCGCAGGGGCAGCCCCGUCCCUGCUGUGCCUGAACGCAGGGGCAGCCCCGUCCCUGCUGUGCCCGAGCGCAGGGGCAGCCCCAUCCCCGCUGUGCCUGAGCGCAGGGGCAGCCUGACCCUUACCUUCUCCGAGGAGUCUCCGAAGACUGGGACCGGGGAGGAGACAGCUGGCGGCCCCAUGGAAGUCCUGCGCAAGGGCUCGCUGCGUCUCCGCCAGCUGCUGAGCCCCAGGAGUGAGCGGCGCAUGGAGGAAGAGGGCGGCUUCCCAGCGCCACAGGAGAACGGGCAGCCCGAGAGCCCCCGGCGGCCGUCGCUGGGCAGGGCGGAUAGCACGGAGGCGGCCACCGGAGACGAGCGGGGCCCGAAGGCGCGCACAGCCUCUGCCACGGCCAACGCCUUGUACAGCAGCAACCUGCGGGAUGACACAAAAGCCAUUCUGGAGCAGAUCAGCGCCCACGGCCAGAAACACCGCGGAGUCCCUGCGGCGGCCCCGGGCCUGGCUCACAGCAGUCCUGAACUGGGUCGCUCCCCAGCUGCUGGCGGCCUGGCCCCAGACAUGUCCGACAAGGACAAAUGCUCUGCCAUCUUCCGCUCGGACAGCCUGGGGACCCAAGGUAGACUGAGCCCUACCCUGCCAGCCAGCGCGGAGGACCGUGACCGGCUGCUGCGCCGCAUGGAGAGCAUGCGCAAGGAGAAGCGCGUCUACAGCCGGUUUGAGGUCUUCUGCAAAAAGGAGGAGGCUGGAGCCGCAGGGGCGGGGGAGGCCCCAGCGGAGGACGACACCAGGGACAGCAAGGUGGGCAAGUUUGUGCCCAGGAUCCUGGGCACUUUCAAAAAGAAGUGAGCCUCCUGGUCCCCCAGCCCCCGACCAGGCGCCCACCUCACUGCCCCCCACCAGGCAAGGUGCCUGGCGCUCCCAAGGACGCGGGGUGGAAGCGGCGGCGGUUUAGCGCGGCGGCACCCGGACCUCGCCCAGCUGCUGGCCUGGCCCGGCCCCUCCCUCAUGCCAUGCCUUACUCCUCCAGCCCCACCCCUGCCGCAAUGCCCCAACCGCCCCCUUUGUAGCAUCCCUGUCCACCGUCUCUGGGCUUCAGGGCCCCUCUAGACCUGCACUCACCUCAGGUCCUGAUCUUUUUGUGCCUUAGGUCUCCACCCUUUCGGGGGCCCAUCUUUUUGUGCCUCAGUCCCCCAUCUCUGGGGGCCCCAGAUCUCAGGGCUUCCGUGUCUCAGGACUCCCCUCUGCUCACUGCCCCCCUGCCCGGCUGCUUUGCCACUGCUGCGGCUUUCCCGUGUGUGGGCAGCCCGGCCUCUCUCUCUCUCCCCCUGGCCAGCAUCUCCCCCCUGCACCCCGCAGCUCCAGGCUUGCUUCCUGCCCCGCUUGCAUUCCCCCUCCGGGCCUCCCUCUCUGCCUCCUGACACCCUUCUCAGUGGCCGUUCACUGCAGGGGGGAGCAGAGUGGUUCGGGCGGCUGGUGAUGGCACUGGGAUACCCCCAGACCCAAAGGGGGUCCGUCUCAGGAAGCACGGUCCAGGGGGUUGCUGACGGCGGGGUGCCCCGGGGACUCCUGAGAGACUGUCUUGCCAGAGGCCAACCUGGUGGCUCUUCCUGUGGGGCUCCAGCCAGCACCCCAGCCCCCAGCAAGGUCUGAAGAGCUGAGAGCAUGGGCGUUUGUAACACUCGGAAGCCAGGUCUGGGUGGAGGCUUGUGCUUGAUUGCGCGAGGGCAAGGGUCUGUGCGGUGGCGCAGGACCGCUUCACGUGCCCUGUGCUGGAUCCUUCCUUCUUUGUCACCAACCUGCAAAAUGGAAGUUUCCCCACCGCCUGUUCCUGUAUCUCUUUCUCUGGACAGUGACUUUGACUGGAAUAACAUUUUGACACCGAAUGCUUAGGAAGCGUCCCGCUGUAAGUGCCAGCAUUGGGAAAUUAGCAUUUCUGCAACUUUUUUUUUUUUGUUUGUUUAAGAAUAAGAAAUGGCAGUCGCUCAGCCUGGGAAGGUAUUUAAGGAACGAGGCCGCUGAGCCGAGGUGGGAGUUCUGACUCCAGGCCCCUGGAGAAGGGUGGCGGGGGCUGGGGGACACUUUGGGUCAGGCGGAGGAGGUCACCGAGGAGCCAGAUGCUCUCCAAUGUCCCUCGGCCUAGAGGCACUUGCUGACCCAUUUACUCCUGCAUGUCUCAGCGCAGCCCUUGUCUGUGUCCUCCACGUCGUGCUGAAUAACACGUGUCAAAUGUCAUUCUGCACAUCUUGGUGUUAACAAUAAAACACAACACAUUCCUAAA
Molecule: messenger RNA, 7901 nt
Organism: Neogale vison (American mink)
Lineage: Eukaryota; Metazoa; Chordata; Mammalia; Carnivora; Mustelidae
Gene: SACK1H
Product: family with sequence similarity 83 member H
Exons: 4
Coding region: 2789-6469 (1226 amino acids)
Biological process (GO): protein localization to cytoskeleton; positive regulation of cell migration; intermediate filament cytoskeleton organization
Cellular component (GO): keratin filament
Molecular function (GO): keratin filament binding
Source: RefSeq, a predicted model, not a curated record